GAGCAUUUUUGUUGCUUUUUGAUGUCUUGGUUCCUUGUUUGUACGUCUAACCCAGUGUUUCUCAACUCCAGUCCUCAUGGACCCCCAACAGGUUAUGUUUUCAGGAUUUCCAUUAUUUUGCACAGGUGAUUUGAUCAGUUUCACUGCCUUAGUAAUUACCACAGCUGUUUCAUCUGAGGGAAAUCCUGAAAACAUGACCUGUUGGGGGUCCAUGAGGACUGGAGUUGAGAAACACUGGUCUAACCUAACAAGUGUUACAUCAUUUUUUUUUCUGGAGAGAUAGGCCUUUAAUUUGUUUUAUAUCAUUGAUCCUAAUAUUUUAUCAGGAAUAAAUAGUAAAA
Molecule: messenger RNA, 341 nt
Organism: Staurois parvus
Lineage: Eukaryota; Metazoa; Chordata; Amphibia; Anura; Ranidae
Source: the annotation of a GenBank genome assembly